AAACACGUCACUUACAUGCCUUAUUUUACUGUCUUGUUUCCUGCAAACUUUUUAUUUCUUUGUGUUUCUUUGUGUUUCAUUAUUAAAAGUCAGAUGUAAUAGCGAUUUUGGUUUCAUCUGUUUGGACAAGCACGUGGAAGUGUCAUGCUUCGCGACAUCGUUUAUCCAACUAUUUAUCUGAUGAUUGCUUUUGGGUUCUCAGAGCAUAUGCAGCUGCGUUUGUCAUACACAAUUACCUGUAUACACUAGCUAGCAUGUACUUGAUGAUAUGUAUGUGUGGUUGUGUAGUUGUUGUAAGCAGCAUGGUUAGGGAUGUGUUUUUCUCUCGUGCGCAUGUAUUUGCUGUAUUAGCAGUGAGUUUAGUAUUCGCUUUCAUGUUCCGCUGUUUCCACAUGUAGAAAGCGUUUAGUCAUGAAACAUAUAUCAUCUCCAACUGUUCACUCAUUUCUGCACGCGCUAUGUUAAAGGUUACAAGAAGACCCCCCACAAGGCGUAAGCGGAGCUCCGGGUGAUAACAAUAUAAUGCUCUGGAACGCCGUUAUCUUUGGACCGGAGGGAACGCCAUUCGAAGACGGCACGUUCAAGCUAACUAUGGAAUUCUCGGAAGACUACCCCAAUAAGCCACCUGUGGUGAAGUUCGCAUCAGCCAUGUUCCAUCCCAAUGUGUAUGCGGAUGGAGGUAUAUGUUUAGAUAUUCUACAGAACAGGUGGAGUCCGACGUACGAUGUCGCGGCCAUUCUCACGUCUAUUCAGUCUCUGCUGGACGAACCCAAUCCCAAUAGUCCCGCAAACGCCACGGCCGCGCAAUUGUAUUCAGAGAACAGGCGCGAGUAUGAGAAGAAGGUCAAAGCCAUAGUAGAGCACUCGUGGAUGGAGUGAGUCCACAGUAAUAAGCUGUUAUAGUUGAUUAAAAUAUUAGAUAUUGAGAAGGUGUGGGAUGCGGACAUCAAGUGUGAGCAUGUGGAAUGGGACAUAUAAAUAUGUAGAAACGAAUUAUAGUAUGUUUCCGAUGAAGCUAGUUUGGCUCUGGGCGGAGUAACUAUGAUCAACAGUUGUCGGAGUGAAAGCACGACUGCGAAAUGAUCAAGGCCGUAGCAGAGCAACGGUGCUAUACCGAGUUACCCCAUCGACUGUAUGUGUUGUAGGUAACAGUAAAAAUGCCUGCUUGCUGGGCGUCCGUUAUGCAGCGCUUCGUUCUUCGGCUUCAAAGAUACCGCAAUAACAGAGCAAGAAUAUGUACAACUGCGAAUAUCCAGCUUGCCCAAAGUAUGCUUAUGCGAGAGCUACGCACAUGUGUUGGACUAAGCAGUGGAAAUCCACUCCGCCCGUAUCGCAAUAAAAAGACUUACGUCGCAUCGAAGACGCGACCACAGAUUCGC
This is a messenger RNA of Sphaeroforma arctica JP610, 1379 nucleotides long. Its product is annotated as ubiquitin-conjugating enzyme E2 A. The coding region runs from base 523 to 879 and encodes 118 amino acids. Gene Ontology annotation, biological process: proteasome-mediated ubiquitin-dependent protein catabolic process; protein polyubiquitination; DNA repair. Gene Ontology annotation, molecular function: ubiquitin conjugating enzyme activity. The record is from RefSeq and is a predicted model, not a curated record. Lineage: Eukaryota; Ichthyosporea; Ichthyophonida. Gene Ontology annotation, cellular component: HULC complex. The transcript is spliced from 4 exons.